AUGAAAUCUGACAACAUGGAAGUGGUACCGAUCAUUUCGACCACGCCAGUGUAUGUACUAUAUCCGCACCGUUUUUACGUUUUAUUUGUUUUCUCAUUACUUGCCUUCAAUCAAUGUCUUAUAUGGUUGACAUUUUCCCCAAUAGCAAGAGCGACCGAAGCGUAUUACAAUAUUACGGAAUCAACUAUUGAUCUUCUGUUAAAUUGGGGACCGAUUAUUUUCAUUCCAUGUUUACCAUUAACUUAUAUUUUACUUAACAAACAUCAUGGACUUCGCAAUUGUGUCAUCAUACUCGCUCUAGUCGAUUUUGUCGCAGCGCUCGUACGUGUUUUACCUGUCGUCAUAACCACACCGUCCAGUCCACAUUUCAGUUCCAUUGCUUUACCAUUCCUACAUAUAGGCCAAAUACUAAAUGCUGCCUGUGGCCCAUUGGUCAUGGCACCGGUAUCGCAACUCUCUUGUCUUUGGUUUGCUCCACAUGAACGAACACGGGCAACAACAAUCGCUAUUAUGGCAAACAAUUUUGGAUCAACUGUUGGAUUUGUCAUUAGUCCAUUCAUCGUUUCAUCACCGGAUCGUGUUCCAUAUCUUCUGUAUCUUCAUUUAGCGCUCGCAUUUAUAGCCUGUGUUCUUGCUCUUCUGUAUUUUCCACCUCAACCACCGAGUCCUCCGUCAGCAGCAGCUGAACUACUUGUUCUUCAUCCUACUAGUGAACAAGCUACAAAUUCGUGGCGAACAUUCAUGAAAGACGUUUGGCAAUGUUUAACUACACCUUCAUUUGUCUUACUGUCGUUGGCUGGCGGUCUGAGCUCUGGUGUAUUCGGCGCUUGGACAAGUUUGUUCGAUCUCAUACUUAAACCUGAAAAUUACACAGAAUUGCAAGCAGGAUGGUUUGGUUUUGGUUCAUCGAUUGCUGGUAUUAUUGGUGGUCUGGUUCUAAGUCAUUUUGCUGAUACACCUCGUUUUCGGCAUUCACUAAAAACCUUGAUUGUUAUUUCAUUUAGCGCAUGUGUAUUAGCCAUUAUCUGGUUUGAAUUAUCUGUUCAUACAUUUUUCUAUGACGAACCCAUUCUGCUAUCAACUGCUACGACAAUUGGCUUAUCCACUGCCCUAGCUGGCCUUUUCUAUGGUGCUGCAUCACCCUUGAUCUACGAAGCUAUUGCGGAAAUCAUGUUUCCUCUGCCUGAAUCUCUAUCAGCAUCCAUUCUAGUACAAUGGGUUAAUGUUACUGGAUUAAUCCUCUUAUUUAUUGCCCCUAAUCGGUAUAAACUUAUGAAUUUACUAGUAUUAAUAUCUAUGGUAGCUUGCAUUGCAAUGGUUGUGUUCUCUCGAAUUAGUUAUAAAAGACGGGACGAAGAUGAAAGAAAACGAUUGGAAAAGGAGCGAGAGCAAAUCACUGGUCAUGUCAAUUCAACUAGCGUCAAUGAUAACCUCAACGAAACAGACUAUGGAACAUUCGCCUAG
This is a messenger RNA of Adineta ricciae, 1464 nucleotides long. Lineage: Eukaryota; Metazoa; Rotifera; Eurotatoria; Adinetida; Adinetidae. The record is from the annotation of a GenBank genome assembly.